GGGUUGGAGAAAAGUGGGGCAUUCACUUGGUGGUGGAGGUGAAGGUGAAGCAUCCUCUCUGGUGGAACUGCAUGUCCCUGAUACGACGCAUGGACUGGAUCUGAGGCUGGUCGACUGUACUCUGCGAUACAGCACGGAGCCGCCAGAAGGAGUCUGCACGAAUGACUUCAACACGAGAUAUCUGCACAGAAAAUCAGAGCCGUGCACGACGAGUGUCAGAUAUGACACGAAUACACCUGAGCAGAUUAACCACGCUUUUGUCGGGUGGAGGCUGUGACAAAGCGAAGCCCCUCCCCUCCUGCUGACCCGGGGCUUUCAGCAUGGCCCCUUGCCAGGGGAGGCUUUAAAAGGGUGGGGGCGCGUGCCUCCUCUCACUCCCACGGCAGGACAACCCAAGGGCAUCAAAGCAAGACAAGAUGACUCACCACUGCACCAAGUUCUCCGGCCACUGGAAGAUCAUCGUCUGGGACGAGGAGUGCUUCCAGGGCCGUCGCCAUGAGUUCACCUCCGAGUGCUGCAACGUGAUGGAGUUCGGCUUCGAGACCGUUCGCUCCCUGAGGGUGGAGAGCGGAGCCUGGGUCGGCUACGAGCACGCCUCCUACCAGGGGCAGCAGUUUGUCCUGGAGAGGGGAGAGUACCCCCAGUGCGAUGCUUUCGGAGGCAGCAACGCCUACCACAUCGAGAGGAUGACCUCCUUCAGACCUAUCUCCUGUGCUAACCACAGAGAGUGUCGUAUGACCAUCUACGAGCGCGAGAACUUCAUGGGCCGCAAGGGCGAGAUCGGUGACGACUACCCCUCCCUGCAGGCCAUGGGCUGGUGCAACAACGAGGUUGGCUCCUUCAGGGUCCAGUCUGGAGCAUUCGUGUGCUACCAGUACCCUGGUUAUCGUGGAUACCAGUAUAUCAUGGAGUGUGAUCGUCACUGCGGGGAGUUCAAACACUUCAGGGAGUUCGGAUCCCACUGCCAGACCCCUCAGAUCCAGUCCAUCCGCCGUAUUCAGCAGUAACAACCUCCCCAGGAGCCCUUUCUCCCAUGUGACCCUUAACCUCUGACCCCUCCUCGCCAGCUUUCUGCUGAAUAAACUGUCUUUCUUAAACCUUA
Molecule: messenger RNA, 1102 nt
Organism: Larimichthys crocea (large yellow croaker)
Lineage: Eukaryota; Metazoa; Chordata; Actinopteri; Sciaenidae
Gene: cryba4
Product: crystallin, beta A4
Exons: 8
Coding region: 417-1007 (196 amino acids)
Biological process (GO): lens development in camera-type eye; visual perception
Molecular function (GO): structural constituent of eye lens
Source: RefSeq, a predicted model, not a curated record